CAAGGGAGCGGUCCGACGAAAGUUGCGGACCCAGGCGGGAAAGGUGACGCCAUGGCCACACUCACCAUGAGCACCCCGCGCAGCGCGCGGCAGAACCCCACCGCACCGUUCCUGCCCGGCUAUGUCCCUCACGAGCUGCGCACGAACCAUGCAAAGACGCAGAUGCUGGCCUAUGGGCCGGGUGGGUCCAUUGACAAGCCCCUCACCUCCGCAGGGAAGCUGCUGCUCCCGAAGCUGGACCUGUCGGUGCUACAAAACCUGAACGACCCCUUCCACCGCUACGACCUCACCAACCGCUCAGUGACCCAUGACGAGCGCAGAGACAUGAAGGACUCCUCUCGCAACACCUAUCGCCCAGCACUGCAGCCGGCCUGGUUAAAGCACGACCGCCAAGUGCUGCGGUUUUUCGGAUAUUUUCAGGAGCCUGUCCAUGAGAACCCCAAGGAGACCUUCAGGAUUCGUACGUGCUGCAUCCUGUUCUACUUGGAAGACGGCACGAUGAUGGUGUCUGAGCCGAAGUUGGAGAACUCGGGGCUGAACCAGGGCACCUUCGUGAAGCGCCACCGCAUCCCCAAGCCCCGGUCCCUGGGAGGCGGGGUGUACGGCUACGAAGAUCUGCGGGUGGGGCGAUCUGUGAGCAUCUACUCCCGGGUCUUCAAACUGGUGGGCGCGGACGAGUACACCCGCCAGUUCUACCAGGCGGUCGUGGGCGAGAGAAUGAUGGAGAACGAGGACCCGCCCAUGGACUCUUUCCGCGCAGCCGACUUGCCUGACCCAGAGGACCUGGUCACCGCCAGGCGCGCCGCCCUACAGGAGGCGAAGGCGUACAACGAGAUCGCGGUGGGAGGCUGCUGCCGAAACGAGAAGCUGCAGCAGUACCUGGAGAAUGACCGGAAGGUGCUCAGGUUCCAUGCCUUUUGGGACGACCACACCAAGUAUGGCUCCCGCAAGUAUUACACGCUGCACUAUUACUUGGCGGAUGACACCAUCGAAAUGCUCGAGAACCUGCCCAGGAACUCGGGCUGCGCGCCGUACCCCAUCUUCUGGCGGCGGUCGCCUCUGCGGAAGAACCCCCACAUCUCCCCGACCCCCGGCAUGCUGGAGCCGCCCCCGCAGAUCUACAAGCCCGAGGAUCUCAUCUGCGGGCAGACCAUCGAUGUCCUGGGGCGAGAGAUUGUGCUCUACGACUGCGAUGAGUUCACGCGAGACUUCUACGUGCAGUACAUGGACUUCGAACAGGCAGGUGUCAAGAUUGACCACCCGCCGCUGACACAUGUGAAGCUGCAGUUCCCUCCCUACAACGGCUUUGGCUCGGAGGAGGAUUCGCUGGCGAGCUGCAAGGGUUUGAUGCCCAAGCAGCCCCGGCGGGAUGAGCAGAAGCUCCUAGUGGAUGCGGACAAGGUGCUGCGGUUCGAAGCACUCCUGGCGGACGACGUGGAGGAGAACGAGAACCGGAAGUUCGUGGUGGCCAUCUACCUGGGUGACGACAGCGUAGGGGUCUGGGAGCUGAAGCAGCGCAACUCCGGGCAUUCGGAGGGCAAGUUCGCCAGCAAGUCCCGGAAGAAGAACCCGGCCACACGGACCUGGUUCAAGGCGGUGGAUUUCUAUGUGGGCGCGGAAGUCAGCAUCAACGCCAGCCCCUUCCUCCUGGUGGGGGCUGAUGACAAGGCGCUGAGCUACAUGGAGGAGCACCCGGACCAGUUCGAAGUGUCAAAUGUGAGUGCCGUGGUGGGCAAGUUGCAGAGCUUGAAGGGCUGGCUGCAAAAGCAAAGCGGGCAGAUUAGCGGUGCAGAGCUCCAGAGAGCCGCGCAGGACAGCGGUUUGUCCCUGUGUGCCCACGAGGUGCUGACGCUUUCGCGGGCCUUUGGACGGAACGUGUACGUGGUCGCGGAGGCCGCCGUGGACGCCAGCCAGCUCUUAGGGGCCUUGAAUUGAGCCGCUUCAAGCGCUCAUAUGUUACAUGCGUGUUUCACCCGAGUUCCAGCUUCAGAGAAUGCCUGGCUCUGGGAAUCUUUGUUGCCAACCAUUUUGCCGCUCAGAUGGGACCCAUGGAGCUGCGGGCAGUGGGUUGGGUGACUCGGAGCCAGGGCGUGUCACGGACUCGCGGCCCGCGAGGCGCUGCCUUGUGCAACAUGCACGGGGGGCCCUUCGGCCGAGAAGUCUCUGGGUGUGGCCACCACGGAAUGUGUCGA
Effrenium voratum is the source of this 2192-nucleotide messenger RNA. NCBI's taxonomy places the organism in Eukaryota, Dinophyceae, Suessiales, Symbiodiniaceae. The record is from the annotation of a GenBank genome assembly.